ACAGAUAGAUCUACUUAAUUACUUUAUCCUGUGAAAGCUUGCUAUUAUAGAAACACUUGAAGGUAAUAUGAAGACUUAAUUCCUCCCUGUUUCUAUAAAUAUUUCCUGUUGAAAAUAAUUAUACGUUUCUCCAAUACAGAUCCAUUUUCUGCUUUACGCACAGGAUGAAGACGCUUAACUGCUAUGUGCUGUUAUUUUGCUGGAAAGCAAUUUGUUGCUAUAGCUGUGAGCUCACCAAUAUUACUAUAGCAGUGGAAAGAGAAGAAUGUGAAUUCUGUAUUACAGUGAAUGCCACGUGGUGCUCAGGAUACUGCUUCACAAGGGAUCCGGUAUAUAAAUAUCCACCAGUAUCAUCCGUUCAGCAAACAUGUACCUUCAAGGAGGUUGUGUAUGAAACAGUGAAGAUCCCUGGCUGUGGUGACCAUCCUGAAUCUUUUUAUUCAUACCCGGUAGCUACAGAGUGCCACUGUGAGACCUGUGACACUGACAGCACUGACUGCACUGUGAGGGGACUGGGGCCAUCCUACUGCUCCUUCAGUCAGAAUGGAAGUAACCAAUGA
Molecule: messenger RNA, 560 nt
Organism: Cygnus atratus (black swan)
Lineage: Eukaryota; Metazoa; Chordata; Aves; Anseriformes; Anatidae
Gene: FSHB
Product: follicle stimulating hormone subunit beta
Exons: 2
Coding region: 165-560 (131 amino acids)
Biological process (GO): G protein-coupled receptor signaling pathway
Cellular component (GO): extracellular region; cytoplasm
Molecular function (GO): hormone activity
Source: RefSeq, a predicted model, not a curated record